GAGCCGUCUCAGAGGGGAUUCUUCUCUCUACUCAGAGGAGGCUAGCUUGUGUGCACAUGACAAAGCAUCAAUCUCACUCGACCCACUGAGGAGAGCACCUCUUGGAAUUCCAGCCCAGUGCUUCCCCACUGACCACAACUCAUCUGUGACAGCAUGCACCUGUUUGUGGGCUCACAUUGAAUGGUACAGUCCAACGCCUACCCCAUCCUCAUGGUUCCUCCUGGGCCAGAUGGCUAUCCUGAGAAUCCUAUUAUCAACUUCUCCUGGUGGCACACACUUCUCCUUGGAAUCACACCGAUUUCUUUUCUACUCAGAGGGAUUUAAAAACGAUUUAAUUUUAUCUCAUCGAUCUGGUCCUCCCCUUGAUCCAAUGUCAGUGCAUUCAACAUGUCAGCAGAAAAGGAUCUGAAGAAGCCUAAAAAGAAAAAGCAAGAAGCUGAUUCAGCAAAGACCAGCGGUGCAGAUGCCAAACCAAAGAAGCCAAAAGCCAAGAAGACUGAAGAAGUCUCAGACGAAGAAGGCAGCACACCUUCAAAAAAUGGAAAAAAAGUGAAGAAAAAGAAACCUGAGAAGGAUAAAGAGGAAACAGGAGAAAAGGACACAAAGAAGAAAGCCAAAAGUGUGCCCAAAAAGAAAUUAAGUUUAGAUGCAGAAGAUAAUAAUGAUGAUGAUGGUGGUCAAAAAACAACCAAGAAAAAAAUCACAAAGGAGAGUUCCCUCUCUGUUGCCAAGGAUAAGAAGUCAAAGGCCAAAGACACUAAAAGUGAGUCAGACACCAAAGAAAAGACUUCCAAGUCCAAAAAGCAGCCUGUUUCCAUGUUUCAAAUAAAUGGAGACAAACCACCUGUCCCAAAAAAGGAAGCUUCCAAGUCUGACGAUGAUGAAAGUGAAUCGGAGAAUAAACCUAGCAAAUCCAAAAAGAAGCCCCCUGCAAGUUCUGCCUCAAUGUUUCAAACUGGAGGGGACAAAGACAAGAGUAAAGACAAGAGCAAAGAGAAAGACAAGAGCAAAGAGAAAGACAAGAGCAAAGACAAAGACAAAGACAAAGACAAGGACAAUGACAAAAAGGGGAAGAAGAAGGCAAAAGCUGAUGACAGUGAUGAUGAGGGCACCGAGACGACUAAAAAAAAGGGGAAAGGCAAAAAAAGCAGAAAGGAGGAACGACCUCCAUCGCCUGAAAUAGAGUUUGAUGACCUGGAAGAAUUUGUUCUCCAGCCUGCUCCUGAAGGGGUCACUGUGAAAUGCAAAGUCACGCGGGACAAAAGGGGAAUGGACCGAGGCUUUUACCCCACAUACUUUAUACACCUGGACAAUGAAAAGAAGACCUUUUUGUUGGCUGGGAGGAAACGUAAGAAAAGCACAACCUCAAAUUACUUGAUAUCAAUAGAUGCCACUGAUUUGUCACGAGGAGGUGAAAAUUUUGUGGGGAAGUUGAGGUCAAAUCUUGUGGGCACCAAGUUCACUGUGUUUGAUAAUGGUCUUAAUCCUGACCGAGCCCUCAGAGACAUGUCCAAUGCUCGGCAAGAGCUUGCAGCAAUUAUCUAUGAGACUAAUGUCCUGGGUUUCAAAGGCCCGAGAAAGAUGACUGUGGUCAUCCCUGGGAUGAACGAGGACAGUGAGCGAGUGCCAAUCCAGGCCCGCAACGACUAUGAUGGGCUACUGAUGCGCUAUCAGAACAGGCAGAUGGACAACCUGAUAGAGCUGCACAACAAGACUCCUGUUUGGAAUGAUGACACUGCGUCUUACGUACUCAACUUCAAUGGUCGGGUCACGCAAGCUUCUGUGAAGAACUUUCAGAUCGUCCACAGCAAAGACAGCAGUUACAUUGUGAUGCAGUUUGGAAGAGUGGCUGAGGACAUCUUCACAUUGGAUUAUAACUACCCCAUGUGCGCUGUUCAAGCCUUUGCCAUCGCUCUGUCCAGUUUUGAUGGGAAACUGGCCUGUGAAUAGACUUUGAUUACAGUUUUUUUUAGCCCAAACAAACUUAAAAGGACAAAAACAAGAAUCACCCCAUCUCAGAUGAUCAACUUCAUGGAGUGUAUGCACCUCCAGUAUAAGGGCCAUACUUUUCAUUCAUCUCAUGAGGGCAUAUUGACUCUGAUGAUUAAGUGUCUUCCAGGCGUGUGGUACUGUAGCCUUCAACCGAAUGGUUUAACAUGAAUUUGAUCAACAUUACUAAUUGAGCCACCAGACUCAUUAUUAUUUCACAGUAUAUUACCGUAGUCUUAUGUCAGAGCAUAUUAGUCUUAAUACAAUCUUCCAGAUUAUAGUAGAAUCUGACUUACACAAUUGUUGCCCUAAAACACAGUGAUAAUUUUGGUGUACAUGUGCAAUCAUGUACUAUUCCUUUACCUCUUCAACAACUUUGUGCUGUGGUUUCUAUUCAAGUAAUUUUUCACUGAAAAAAAAAAAAAAAUUUAUGAUAUUAGUGUAGGAUAACCUUGUAUACUCCAAAUGUAGUGUUCAUUAGCAUUAGUAAUUGACAGCAACAAUUUGAGUGGGAAUUGUUACUUUGUCUUGUUUCAACAUGCCUUUACUUUAUUUUGCUUUAGCCUUCUUUUCAUGGUGACUUACUGUGUAAUUUGACAGUUGCUCAUUUCUCCCAGUGAAGUCUACAGUAGGCUACAGCUGGGUCUACGGGACAAGGUUUAACGUGUUUUGAUGUAUUUUUAUGUGUCACAUUGGAUGUGUCUUGUUUU
Messenger RNA from Alosa alosa (allis shad), 2699 nucleotides. It is a transcript of the gene tulp1a, whose product is annotated as TUB like protein 1a. The transcript has 15 exons. The record is from RefSeq and is a predicted model, not a curated record. Lineage: Eukaryota; Metazoa; Chordata; Actinopteri; Clupeiformes; Clupeidae. Bases 388 to 1950 code for a protein of 520 amino acids. Gene Ontology annotation, molecular function: actin filament binding. Gene Ontology annotation, biological process: protein localization to cilium. Gene Ontology annotation, cellular component: cilium.